AUGGCUAAAAGGAGGGACAGCAGCAGAAUGGAACUUUUGUCUCUCUCCCUCCCUCAGUCUGUCCCUGAUGCCAGCCCUAUGAAGCGCUCAGCCUCCACUGUCACCCCACAGCGCCCCCAAGAGGUCAAUCUUAGGGACUACACCCUAGACAAACCCAGCCAGGACCGACCCCACCACCAUCACCACCACCACCGCUGCCACCAUCGUAGAGACAGGGAUAGAGAUAAAGACAGAGACAGAGAUAGAGAGAAGAGGCAGAGGUCUUUGGAUACACCUCUGGGUGAACAACCACACAGCUCUUCUGGUGCACCGGGAGAGCCAGAGUCUGACCUAGCUGCCUCCAGAGAGCGAGCCCACGACCGUGGACGCUCCCACUACAGGAAACACCACUCAUCUGUGGACAAGCAGCGCUACUACUCCUGUGACCGCUACUGCAGCCGGGAACACUGCCACACCAAACUUGCCACCACCAGCUGUGCUGCCUCCCCCAGCGAGGGGCAGGAAAGCAGCAACAAGCAGGGCAGUGGUUGGGUUAAAGGCAGCCCAGUGGCACUGAGCUCCAGUUCGAGCACAACAAGCCACGGACGUCGGCAGCUCCCCCAGACCCCCCUCACCCCACGGCCCGGGGUAGCCUACAAGACUGCCAAUUCAUCCCCUUUGCACUUCAUUUCCAGCCAGGCCUCUCUAAGUCCUGGCCAGCUGAGCCGUGGCCUGUCGGAGCACAACGCCCUCCAGCACAGUGGCUCCCACCACCUUCCCUGCCCCGUCACUCGUAUCAGUUCCGAGCCCUUCCUGGGCCAGAGCCACAGCAAGGCCCUGGGCAGCCUCUAUGGCAGCCUGACGGACCAGCUCGACAUCUAUCAGGAUGCGACAUCACUGUCGCCCAGUGCCCAUGCCGGACGCCUAUCUCGGACCGCACUGCCUCGCAUGAUGGGAGCUCUGCUUCCUGUUCCGCAGCAGAACCUUGUGGUGCCCAACGGGUACCACUUCAGCUCUGGGGGCAGCACCAGCCUAGGCUCUGGCAUCAGGGCACCCAGGUAUUACCAGGAGGCAGAGGAGGAUGAAUGGUGCUAGCAUGGCUUUAAAACAAUCUUUUUAAUGUAUUUUUGAGGAAUUGUGAUGAGUUAAUUUUCUUUGAAGGCUUUAGUUUAUAUUGUCACUAUGUGUGUUUAAUGCUGUAGUUUAAUCCAAUCUUAGAGAGGUUAGGGAGAAAAUCGAAGUAGGGAAAAAGCUUGAAGUAGGUAAUAUUUGAAUGUGAAGAAAAAAGUUUCAUCUUUAUCAAAGGGCACAUAGCAUUAUGAGACAGAGGAUUAGACUUUCUGCCAAUACCAGAUGUUGUACAGUAGCUGUCCUAGAUUUGCCUUGACUUCAGUGUUUUGUUGGCAGCACCAUAUUGACCCUUAAACAGAACUUCAUUCACACAACACAACACAACUAUCAGACCUGCUAUGUGUCAUUCAUGAGUCCAGCCUUCCAGAAAAAAAAACAUUCAUGUAAAGACUAGUUAUGUAUUUUGGUAUUCCUCUUCACAUUUAUUUUUGUCUCUUGAUUACUAUGGAGUAAAGCUUUUUUUUCCACCUUAAAGCAUAAAAUGAGGUGCUUGCAC
Messenger RNA from Epinephelus fuscoguttatus (brown-marbled grouper), 1606 nucleotides. Its product is annotated as probable voltage-dependent N-type calcium channel subunit alpha-1B. Lineage: Eukaryota; Metazoa; Chordata; Actinopteri; Perciformes; Serranidae. The coding region runs from base 1 to 1074 and encodes 357 amino acids. The record is from RefSeq and is a predicted model, not a curated record. The transcript has 4 exons.